AUGUCCGCGCCCCCUUCUUUCGAUACACCUUGGUCAUCGAAUGGCAAGAUUGCCACUGUGACAGGAGACUCUCGCGGUAUUGGGCAAGCUAUUUCGGUUCAUUUGGCACGAAAGGGCCUUACCAAACUGGCGAUCACAUAUGCAAGCAACAUCGAGGCUGAAGAACUCGGUGUGGGGCAGGCAAUCGCCAUCAAAGCAGACGCGCUUGACCCCAAGUUUGGGCCAAAGACCGUUGCCGAGGUCGUCAAAAGACUAGACACUACAACUAUCGAUAUCCUUGUGAACAAUGCCGUCUUGGCUGACCUUAGCAGGGCAUUACCGAUUAAAGACACAACCUUGGACGUCUUUCUCGAGAUAAUGCAGGCAAACGUUUACGCUCCUGUUUCAGUCACAACGGCCCUGCUACCUCAAUCUUCUCAACUAUGGAGGCCGACGUUUCAAGACAAUAGCGAUCCGACUGUCGCAUACGGAGCUAGCAAAAUCGCUCCCCAGAGCUACACCCGAGCCUUUGCCGAAAACUUCUCCAAGUCAAAGAAAGCAACGUUCAACAGUGUCAUUGUGGGCCUGACAGCCAUAGACUCGAUCAAAGCCAGCCAGCACAUGAUGCCGCCAGGCUUUUUAGAUGGGCAGAUCCGAGACACCACUGCAGGAGAAAGAAUUGGUGUUCCUGAUGAUAUCGCCUACAUCGUGGGCUUCCUCACAAGUGAAGAGUGUCAUUGGGUUAACGGUGGUGCUGUAAGUGCCAAUGGCGGUACUAAGCUUGUUAUGUCUGCCCUUGGUUAA
Fusarium verticillioides 7600 is the source of this 783-nucleotide messenger RNA. RefSeq lists its product as hypothetical. Lineage: Eukaryota; Fungi; Ascomycota; Sordariomycetes; Hypocreales; Nectriaceae. The record is from RefSeq and is a predicted model, not a curated record. Bases 1 to 783 code for a protein of 260 amino acids. The transcript has 3 exons.